Molecule: messenger RNA, 2766 nt
Organism: Macrosteles quadrilineatus (aster leafhopper)
Lineage: Eukaryota; Metazoa; Arthropoda; Insecta; Hemiptera; Cicadellidae
Product: WD repeat domain phosphoinositide-interacting protein 4-like
Exons: 8
Coding region: 193-1233 (346 amino acids)
Biological process (GO): autophagy of mitochondrion; nucleophagy; protein localization to phagophore assembly site
Cellular component (GO): extrinsic component of membrane; phagophore assembly site membrane; cytosol
Molecular function (GO): phosphatidylinositol-3,5-bisphosphate binding; phosphatidylinositol-3-phosphate binding; protein binding
Source: RefSeq, a predicted model, not a curated record
AUCAGCUGAACUGCAGCUGUCUAGGUCGUGUUCAUGUUGUUUACAAAUACUGCUAAGAAGAACUGAGUAAUGCGUCGAAAUUCUUUGUCUUGUAAUUUAAAUAGGAUACUUUUUGUCAUCAAGUCUAUUUUACUUCAUAUUUAGCAAUGAAUUCGUUCUAUUUCAUGGUGUAUUUUUAUUUUCUUGCCUGAAAUGGCUGCCAAGUCAAGAGGAGUUAUCAACUUGCGAUUUAAUCAAGACCAAGGAUGUUUUACCUGCUGCAUGGAAAGUGGCUUACGGAUAUACAAUGUCGAUCCGUUGGUGGAAAAAGCUCACUAUGACAUGGAAUUGAUGGGAAGUGUAGCACAUUGUGAGAUGCUCUAUCGUACCAAUCUGUUGGCGAUUGUGGCUGGUGGGUAUCGCCCCAAGUUCGCCAACAACACUGUUUUAAUCUACGACGAUAAAGAAAAGAAAUUUGUCAUCGAACUAGUCUUUCCUUCACAAGUCAAAGCUGUUCGGCUAAGAAGAGAUAAACUUGUAGUGGCGACUUGCAAUCAGAUAAACGUAUUCUCGUUCCCCUCACCAACCCAGCGACUGUUCACGUUGGAGACGAGGAACAACGAACUCGGACUGUGUGAGGUCAGCCCCGUCCUCACCUCGGAGAGACAACUGUUGGCGUUCCCCGGGCACAAGCUGGGUAGCGUCCAACUGUUGGACUUGGCGUCUACAGAGGCUGGGAUGUCGAGUGCGCCAGUGACCAUCAACGCACACGAGGGUGAGCUGGCGUGUCUGGCGCUUAAUCACCAAGGCUCUAUGGUAGCAACGGCCAGCAGCAAGGGUACAUUGAUACGGGUGUGGGACACGACCCGGCGCACGAAACUGGUGGAGCUCCGAAGAGGAUCCGAUCCAGCCACGCUUUACUGCAUCAACUUCAGUCCCAACUCCGAAUUCCUGUGCUGCUGCAGUGACAAGGGAACAAUCCACAUAUUUGCACUGAAGGACACUCGUCUAAACCGGAGAUCGUCAUUCUCAAAGACGGGUUUGCUUGGCAACUACGGGGACUCACAGUGGGCGCUCGCCAACUUCACCGUUCCACCAGAGUGUGCUUGCAUCUGCGCCUUCGGAUCUAGGAACUCAGUUAUCGCAAUAUGUCUGGACGGCACGUUUCACAAGUACGUUUUCAACGCUGACGGUAACUGCAACCGCGAGGCCUUCGACGUCUACUUAGAUGUGUGUGACGACGACGAAUAUUAGGAUCUCCUAUUGUGUGAUUUAUCAGUACAAAAUAAGGUUUGAACCAAUGGUGAGUGACAUAUUUCCGACCGCUUCUGUGGAGAGAGUUUAUAAUACGUUGCGUAGUACAGGCAAAACAGUGCACAACAAUUACGCUGUUUGAGUUUCCUUUUUUAUUAGCUUUAUAGUAAACGUUUAUGUCGUAAGCGAUGAUUGAUUUGAAUUAUUAAGAAUUGUUUGCAUUAGAGUGGUUUUUUUAGCUUUAAGAAAAAUAUUUCUCCCCGUUUCAUGAGGGUAUAGCUUUAUUUAAUUAAGGAUUUAUAGGUUAUGUUGUAUUUUCUUGUUUUUCAAUUAACAUUGUUAUUUUUAGCCAAAUACUAACCCUUUAUCUAUGUAUCAUAAGCUGUGUGAUUCCUGAAACAAAUUGUUUUUCUGAAAGCUUUGAAAUACUUAAAAUGUUGGUUGUUUAUACUGUUAAGCCUAGAUUAUAAAAUAGCUAUUUUUAUAUAAGUUAUUGUAAAUAAUAUUUUUGGUAAUAAAAGAAAUUCCACUAUUGUGAACCUUCCCACCUCAGUCCUGGCUAAAUAUUUCCAGACAGAACAUCCUCAAAUAAGUCUAUGUCAUUUUAAUAAGUAGAAUGUCACAUUCCUGAUUGAUAGAAUACUUUUAAGACGAAUAGUAUAUUUUUAUAUCUACACUUUUUCAUAUACCGUAAAUUAACUUAUACACAAACCUGUAUACAUCUUGUUGGUUGCUAGAAAAUGCCAUCCAACAAACAUAACUGAUUUAGACAAGGUUAAGUUAAGUAUUUUAACCAAAAUAAAGUAUAUAAACUUAAUCAUACUAAGUUUAUCUGACCAAUGCUUUUGCAUCAAAGUGGAUCUAAAAUAGAAUUAUUGAUAUCUAAUCCAGUAAUUAACGUAUCAUCUAAAAAAUAAACAUUAAAAAGUCUGUUCAUUUACAGUUCAUAACACUUGUUUUCUUUUACGAGGAAUGGUUAAUUAAUUUAUAAACUCAUGAGAAUUAAUUUACCAUCUCUCUAUCAACAAUCAGUAGUGGUUAUUUACAAUUCCUAACCUCUUUAAGAGUAUUUCUCCAUUUUCGCCAUGUAAACUUUCUAGUGUUUUCGGUGGUCCAUGUGUACAGAAUGUUGUGUGCUGCUUUGCCUUUAGGCUGAAAUUAUGCCCGAGCUCAAUAAUUCAGCUCAAACGUCAGCCCGUGUACAUAACCCGACCAAGUAGAUUGCUAGCGUUCAUCUCCUCUCUGUGUAAAUCAAAAAAGGGCUGUGACCAAAUUUCAUUUCUGGAACUAAUUCAUGACAUGUACAGUGUUUUGUGUAAGUGCAUUACUCACCGUAAUCUAAGUUAAAUGCCUGCAAUAAGCCUCAAUUUUGUACUGCCAUUACUGGUCAUUUUACUUAGUUUGUGGCGUUGCUUAUCGUACGAUUUCUAUUCGUUGUAUUUAUUGUUGUUAAGCGAAUUAGUUAUAGUACUUUUAACUUUGUUUUUAUAAAAACACUAUUGAGUCAUUUUGUAAUAAAUCAAUUUGAGGUUA